This is a messenger RNA of Ananas comosus (pineapple), 558 nucleotides long. RefSeq lists its product as uncharacterized. NCBI's taxonomy places the organism in Eukaryota, Viridiplantae, Streptophyta, Magnoliopsida, Poales, Bromeliaceae. The transcript is spliced from 6 exons. The record is from RefSeq and is a predicted model, not a curated record. The coding region runs from base 1 to 558 and encodes 185 amino acids.
AUGGCGAGGGAUAGGGAGGAGCAGGGCGCCGAGGGCUCGGGGACUCGGUCCCGGCCCGACGCCUUCCUCAUCGUGUGCCGAACCUUCAGCGUCAUCACCGGCGCCGUCGCCCUCCUCUGCGUCGCCGUCAACGUCCUCUCCGCCGUCCUAUCCUUCAAGAACGGCUACGAUAUUUUUGGCGGGAUAUUUCGUUGCUACGUGGUGUUGAUCGCGCUCUUUGUUGCCGUCGCAGAGACCGAGUGGAGUUUGAUUUUCAAAUUUUGCAGGAUACUGGAAUAUUGGCCUGGUAGAGGCAUGCUACAGAUCUUUGUUGCUGUGAUGACGAGAGCGUUUCCAGAUUUUGAGAGAAGGGAUCUGAUGUUGCUUCAAGAGAUUGCCUGCUACCUGCUUCUUGCAUGUGGCUUCAUCUAUGUGAUUUCGGGUGUAUUGUGCAUCGGUUAUUUAAAGCGUAAGCGGCAGCAAAGAGAAACUUCACGAGAGCAAGCGGUCAAAGAUCUAGAGCAAUUGGAAAGGCGUAGGGAGGAACUUCAGGCAUUAUUACUUGCCGAAAGGUCCUGA